Molecule: messenger RNA, 1037 nt
Organism: Morus notabilis
Lineage: Eukaryota; Viridiplantae; Streptophyta; Magnoliopsida; Rosales; Moraceae
Product: dihydrofolate reductase
Exons: 6
Coding region: 48-836 (262 amino acids)
Source: RefSeq, a predicted model, not a curated record
CCCACGUCUUCGUUUUGCUCUCUAAUUUAGAAAAAAGGUCCAAAAAUAUGGAGAACCAAAAUGAGAAGAAGAUGAAGAUACUUUGUCUCCAUGGCUUCAGAACAAGUGGGAGUUUCCUGCAAAAGCAAAUAAGCAAAUGGGAUCCUUCAAUCUUUGCUCACUUUCAAUUGGACUUUCCAGAUGGUAUAUUCCCUGCCCAAGGAAAAUCUGAUAUAGAAGGAAUCUUUCCACCACCUUACUUUGAGUGGUUCCAAUUCGCCAAGGACUUCACUGAGUACAUGAACUUGGAUGAAUGCGUAUCUUAUUUAUGUGACUACAUCACAAGCAAUGGUCCUUAUGACGGUUUGCUUGGCUUCUCUCAGGGUGCAACACUAGCAGCGCUUUUGCUGGGUUACCAAGCGCAAGGAAAGGUGUUGAAGGAGCACCCACCAUUGAAAUUCUUUGUGUCAAUAUCUGGAUCAAAGUUCAGAACCCCAGCAAUAUGUGAUGUUGCCUACAAAGACCCCAUAAAGGUAAAAUCAAUCCACUUAAUUGGAGCCAAGGAUUGGUUGAAACUUCCCUCUCAGGAGCUUGCCACUUCCUUUGACAAUCCUCUAAUUAUAAGGCACCCACAGGGCCAUACUGUCCCAAGAUUAGAUGAUGAAGCCGUUAAGCAGUUAAGACGCUGGACUGAAGAAAUCCUCCAUUGCAAGAACAAUGGUACUACUAUAGCUGACAAUCAUGAAAAGGAAAACGGUGAACCAAAAGAAGAUGGGGAACAAACGAAGUAUUCAAAAGUGCCAAAUAACAAUCAUGAAAUGGAAAAUGGUGAACCAAAAGAAGAUGGUUUGCUUUGAGCAAAGCAAACAUUGAAAAAUUAAGGACAAAAGUCCCAGUUGUGAAGAAGAUAAAUAAGAGAGAAGUGGAGGAAGACUAAGCACAAUAAUGAAUGAAGAGUGGCUGAUUAAUUAAUCGAGAUUGAAUAGACUACUAUUACUGUUAUUUAUACUUUUUUCUGUUUUUCGUUAAUGCAGAUUGCCUUAUCAGAGCUUGUGGUU